Staurois parvus is the source of this 264-nucleotide messenger RNA. The record is from the annotation of a GenBank genome assembly. NCBI's taxonomy places the organism in Eukaryota, Metazoa, Chordata, Amphibia, Anura, Ranidae.
AUGCCUAAGCACAAUUUUGCAACUUUGACAUGUGUUAGUAAAACCGUACAUAUCAUCACAACUACUUUGUACAUCCAGGUGAAUUAAACCGCGUUUUUUUUCAAGACAAAUUGGGCUUUCAUUUGGUGGUAAAUGAGCUCUCUGACACCCCUGUCACUCCCCAGCGUGCUCCCCAGAAAGUAUGCAAAUAUGUGGCCCCAUGGAAAAAAACCCAGUUCUGUGAGGCCGCAUGUUUGUGUGAAGUCCACACGAAGGGGGUUAAAG